GGGAAGGAUCAACUGCAACUCAUUGACAAGCGAUGCAAAUCUCAAACUUGGCAUCCCUCCUCUCCUCCUCUUCUUUUUCUUCUUCUUCCUCCUCUUCCUCCUCUUCUGAAUAUGGCUCUCGCUUCAUUUAUUUGUGCGCAUCAGCCUGCCUAUGAAUAGUUUUGUCGCUCAACUGAAAGCAUUUCUGGAGGCUAGACUUCAUACUUACAGUAUCAAACAAACUUGGUGAAUGAAUAGUGAGUUUGCAAGCUGCCGGACGGGUUUUUUUCCCUUUCCUUUUCUUCUUUCUUUUUCUUUUUUUUUUUCUUUUUUGUUUUUUUGAAGAAUAACCAGUCAGUGGAUGUUUUACAGUGCAGCCGGAUAGGGUCGCCGAGUGUUUCUUUCCUCCCCGCUGCACACCGCUGCUACCUGGCGAGAAGAUUUGGAUUAAGACUAAUGAACUGGGGGUAAAUAAUCUCCACGGGACCGUUUUGCGCGCUGAAAACCGACUUAUUGUCUCGCUGUGGGAUUUUUUUUUAAUACUAUAUAGAGACACACACACCCCGGGAGGCUGACAGAAAGCGAUGUCUGCCCGUGGAUACUUUGACGCUUUUUCCAGAUGCACAGUCCUUUUCUCUCUGAGGAUUUUGCUUCUUUUGCCCGCAGGGUUGCCAGUCCGCAGCCAAGGGGACUCUCAAUCCGACAACAAAGUGAUGGACAAUAUCACUGUCCGACAAGGAGAGACAGUCUUUCUCAGCUGUGCACAGGGGGACAUUGUCACACACACAGCCUGGCUAAACCGGUCGAGUAUACUGUAUGCCGGGGAAGACAAAUGGUCGGUGGAUCCCCGAGUGAGUCUGGUGACCCUUAAUCAAGAGGAGUUUACCAUCAAGAUUGAAAAUGUGGACAUGACAGAUGAAGGGCAGUAUGUGUGCGCUGUCCAAACGAGCAGUCGACCGAGAACCACCUCAGUGUACAUCCUCGUCCAAGUGCCACCAAAAAUCAUCAACUUGUCAAAAGACAUUGUGGUAAAUGAAGGCGCCAACGUCACCCUGAUGUGCCAAGCCAGCGGUAAACCAGAGCCUUCGAUCAGCUGGAAAUUCCUCUCUCCUUCAGGGGACCUGACAUCAGAUGAUGAGUACCUGGAAAUCCCAUCUAUCUCCAGACAGAGAGCAGGGACUUACGAAUGCACAGCUGUCAAUGAUAUCGACACAGACGUCCAGACUGUAGACAUAACCGUCAACUAUGCUCCAAGUGUGUUAGAGGGCAGAGAUGUUGGAGUGACUCUGGGCCAGAGGGGAGUGCUGGAAUGUGAGGCCAACGCAGUGCCUGAGGCAGAUUUUGAAUGGUAUAAAGAUGACAGAAGGAUUUUCAAUGGCUUUGACGGCAUGGAAAUUGAAAUUUCUGGAUCAUUGUCCACGCUGACAUUUUAUAAUGUCUCUGAGGGAGAUUAUGGCAACUACACCUGUGUUGCCAUCAACAAACUUGGGAGUUCAAACACAAGUUUUCUCCUGUAUGAGGUAAUUGAACCCACUAGCUCAACACUAUUGCAAGAGAGGUCACCAUCUCUUUUAGAUGUGACCUCGUCUCCUCUUGAAAAGGCUACUUCUGACGCCUAUACAAUACAGGCAGGACCGAGAGCAGUUCAAGAUGGGAGCGGCGGCGCAAUGGGAAUGCACUCACACACCUGUCUCCUCUUCAUAGUGUUUCUGCCGUUCCUGCUCAGAUUUUGAAGAGCAAUGGGUUUGAACAGAGUGUUUUGUGUGUGUAUGUGUGUGUGUGCGUGUGUGUGUGCGUGCGUGUGUGAGUGAAUGCGUGUGUGUGCUUUUUUUUUUUUUCCCCCAACUGGAACCAUAAACUGAUGCACAUGAGGUGUGCAUGGAGUAUCCUACUACAUAAUGAUGUUGACCCACUAAAUAAGUAUGUAACAUUUUUUUUUGUUGUUGUUGAUUUUUAGAUUUCAAUGGUGUAACAAGUGUCACAUUUUAUUUGAAUUAUGUUGAGUAUUUUUCUCUCUAAAUUAUAUUAUUCUGAAUUUUCUCUGUUUGUACAUCUUAGAAACAGACUUUCUAAAUGUGGUGUCUCUUUUUCGAAUUGUUUUGUCUUAAUUUUUAACUGCAUUGGAUAUUCAUCUCAACUCCAGGAGAAGUUGAAUUUACAGAAAGUAUGAGAGGUGAAUAUUAAAUACCUCAAAGUCAAACAGAGACGGUGAAGCAGAGGAACUUAGGUUACCCUGAGGCUGGAAGCCUGGUAUUAUCAUAUUUUAAUGUAUAGUAAUUAUAAUUCAGUACGGUUGUUGAAAGCUGAAAUUGCUUUUGACCUUCAAAUAUUUUUGUUCUCAGCAUUAUAGUGAUAUAUUUUCAGUUGUUAUGCUAAUCUUUUUUGUUUUGUUUUGUUUUGUUUUUUGUUUUAACACAUAUUUUUGAGAAGGGAAAAUAUAAAGUUGUAAUUAUUUAGGCAAAUAUCGUAGUUUUAUUUCCUUGUGGGUUUUUUUACAAGUACAGUUGUACAAAAAAAAGGUGUGAAGAAUAAUGUUAUAAUUAAGUAGUUACAGAUGGAGGAAAAGACUCCUCCACUGACGUGGAGUCAACAUCAGACUUAAGUAAUGCAAAUUUAUUAAUGCAGUUGCAACUUGUUUGAACGUUUUAAGUACUAUUUUUUCAAACAUGCCAUUUAUGCACUAAGCAGUUAUUUUAGAAAAAAAAAAAAAAGUUUGUUUAACUGAACCAGCACUGGUGGGUCAGAGACCGUUCAGUGAAUAUAAUGUUAACAAAAAAUAAACACACGCCCCGCAUGCAUUUAGACACAAUAACCCAAAGACUGAAACAGUUUAUACUCCACAGUACUUUCAUAGGACUGCAUUUUUCAUUAUCAACACAGAACAAAUAACAAAGACAUACAUUAAUGCACAGUCAUAUUUUCAGAGUAUUGUCUUUUCAGUUAAACAGUGCACCAAGGAUGUGACAAUGUUAUGUUUUAAUAUAGGUAAAGGAAUCGUGGACAAUAUCUAAAGUAAUGGAUACCUUUAAACCAAAACUAUGCGUGACGAUGACUGUAAAAUGCUAAUCAGACGAUGAUAUCUUAAGCUCUUGCAGAAGAUAAUGGAAUUGCAGGCUGACUGUGUGUGAGAGCCAACUGCAAUAAGCUAGAUGGGUCAGAGGAGCCAGGAAUAACAAUACAGCAAGUCCAAGCAAACAGUGACUGCUCUUAUGAUUUCAGCUAUUAGCUUGCAUUAUCAGAAAUGGCAGGAAAUAUUAAAAAAAAAAAAAAAAAAAAGACAGCCUAAGAAAGUCAGAACAGUCGUGUCCACAAAAAUCAUGUCCCUGUUUGUGUUUUAUCAUGGAUAAAGAAGUACAUCAAUGCAGAGUACCACCGGCAUGUUGAAAAGCAGCAUUACACAAAAUCUAGUUACCAUUUAUAGAAUCAUCAAACAAAAAGCAAACCUCUUGUACCAUAUUUUCUUCAUAAGCAUGGCGACUUUCUGCAACAAUCAGAAACCUCAUGGCACAACAUGGCAAUAGAAUAAAGCCAGGAAUCUCUCUUUCACUCUUUUUUUUUUUUUUUUUUUUUUUUUUUUCUGGCAAGCAGUUAACACCAACUGCCACCCUACACUCAGGUUUCCUAGCGGUGGCUGAGUGACAAUGAAAAGACAAAAAAAGCAAGAUUUGAUACAUGCUACUUGUUUUUAAUGUGGACUACAGAAUAAAGGAGAGCAUUUUUAAGACGUUGUGCAUCUCUUACAGAAUUGUCGAUGCACUUGAAACAAACAUCUAUUGACUGCUGGCCACUAUUAGAGUUGCUCUGAGAACAUCAAUGGAUUUUGUGCAGCCCUAAAGCAUCUGCAGGCUUUCAUUACAACAUAACAUCAAACAGGAACAAUGUAUUAAAAACAGCUUUGUAUAUGUACGUGUAUGUGGGUGUGUGUGUGUGUGUGUGUGUGUGUGUGUGUGUGUGCGUGUGUGUGUGCGUGCUAAGUGGUGGAGCAGUGAUGCGAUUCUUAUGAUCUUACAGCUGAGAUUGAGUGUGUUUUCACAUAUGGUUACUUUUAAAUGAAGUGAACUCGGUCCACUUGAAGCAGGCCUAAUAGCAGAACAAGAAAGAAGGGACUCGGCGCCACGCGUUUUCCUCGCUCUCAAAAGAAAAUUCACAUCUUUUCCCGGCUUGUCUCGGCUCUGAUGAGGUCCCAGUCCAUCAUCCGUGCUCACCUCGAUUUUUCUUUUGAACUCAGCUCUUUUUCCGUCUGUUUUCAAUAACAAGGUUUGCGCUCCUUGAUCGUGAAAAGGCACCGGCAUCAGAAUCAAAAGGCAUGAAAGAGAUAGGACCAUUGUUGAAAUUGAUUAGGGAAAUUGUUAAGAUGAAUCUGACCGGCUGAUUGUGGUUUAUUUCCAUACACAAGACAAGGAGACGAAGACAAACACUUCUGACCAUUAUUCAGCUCAAAUGAAAAUGACAUCACAGUAAUUUUUGCCUCGAGAUUCUCCACAUUUUAUCACUAAUCGGUGUUAUGUAUUCAUUUGAUAAGAUGCCAGAGCUGGACCUCAGAAAUUAACUAACAACUGAGCCCUGUAAAAUGGCCUCACAGCUAGACAGUAAUAAAGGCAGACCACCUGUUAAGGGGUCUGCAUCGAGGUCACAUCAGAGGAGUCAAAGUGUGUUACGGGCAGUUGUUGUAAAUACACGCCGAGUCCCCAGUGAAAGUCUUAUUGAUCCGGCUUCAUUUGAAAGGUUGAAAUGUGAACCAUGUGUGACAACACCAUGAACUGCUUAACAAAUGCCUGUAAAUAUCAUAGACCAACACAGACGUUUUGUUCAUUUUAGAAUUUACAGCCCUCCAUACAUACACACACACACACACACACACACACACACACACACACACACACACACACACACACAUAUUCACACACACUCACACACAUAUACACAUGCACAUACAAGCCACAGACUCUAUCUUGGUGAGACAAUUUCUUGUAUAUUUCUGCCUAUAUUUCUUUUGUAGAACAGCCAAGCACACAUUGUAAAAAAACAAAAACAAAAACAAAAAAAAAAAAACUGGGUCAUUUAUUUUUUUACUACCUCUGAGCAGUUGUUCAGCAAUUUGCCCAAUUACUCAACUGCACAGCAAUUACCACCUUCUAAUAAUAUUCAGAUCUCGUCAUGGAUGCACAUCUGUGUGCACUGUAAUGACAAUGUAAGCGAGGCAUGUUCAGAGAAACCUUUGCUACGCCACACCACUGCUGGUAAUGCUCUCUCAAGGAUGAGUAUUGCUACUCCACAGACUUCUUUAAAAAGGACAGUGCAGACGGCUGAAUGUUUGCAUUUUACCGUUUCCUCCUAAAUACUUGUGAUAUUUGUGUUGGUUUUAAUGUCACAUAUCAAAUGCAACACGGUUGAAUUCCAUGAGCCAAGCACAUCAUUACUAAGGACAAACCCAUGUUAAAUGCUCGACUUUGAUUAAAGGGAUUACCUUUAGAAGGGGAAGGGAUUUGUACAAACCAGUGGGGCUGUUGACAAAAUAUAGCAUGUGUUUCUUUGAAGAUGAAAUAAAAAAUGAAUUUUGAUUCAAGGGCAUUAUUUGUUUCAGACUCAAUCAGAAAUAAGGUGGGGGGGUUGUAUGGCUGACUGACUGCAAACCCACCUAAAAAUAGAAAUGCCAUAUGGUCACUAUGGCUGCGAUUCAGAGUUUCGUCUGCACUGAGCAGCACAGACAGCAGAGACAUCAGUCUUCUUGUUAGUAUUAAAGAGGAAUACCGCCAAAUUUUAAUAUUAAAAUGCUGUUUUUAUUACCUUUGGAGAGGUCUGUCGUGACAGAUAAGAUUUUUCCUGUUAUAUGCACUGAAGCACAGAGCUGGAGAAGUGUUUUUUUUUUUUUUUUUUUUUUCCUUUUUUCUUUUUUUGGAGUGAGAUUGACAUGACCCUCAACUGGAGCAGUGUUGAGUCAAGGGGCAGCCUGAGACCACAUGGGAAUGAAGUGAUCUCUACACUGCAUCCUCUAUAGUAUUUCUAAGUGGAAAUAAACAGUGAACACAGAAAACGCUCGCCCCACCAUAUCACAUUUUUCUCCAUUUUCAGGCUCAGUGUUCGAUUUCAGUGCAGCUUAAAGCGAAGUUGCAUCUUCCUUUCCUUGGUCUGGACUCGGUGCUGUUCCAAAACACUUUUAAGAAGAGGAGACGUGGAGAAAACGUAUGAAGGCGGCUUCUUAAAGGCUGAGUUUGACAUAUCUUUUGACCUGAGGUUUUUUUGUAUUGCUCUCGAUGCAUCACAGACGGUGGCAGCCUCCAUUUUAGAGAAACUGGCUUGUAAAGCAGAAUACACAAAAUUUAGUGAUAGUGAAGUAGUGUAGGCUAUACGCCGUAUGCUUCCAGUUGCACAACGGAGUUAUUUGGGAAAUUAGGGCUUGUUCAGCUGAGAAAACUCAUAAGCUUUUUAGUUUGUCUGCCUCUUGUCCUGUUGUUAUCUGGACUCAUAUCCUCCAUUGUACUGCUUGAAGGGAAUGCCAGUCGCACCCAGUUUAAUAAUUCUUCUCCAGUUCGCUGCCUCAGAAAGCAGUACAGUGUUUUGCUUAUGCAACAGAUCUCUCAAAAGGUAAAAUUAUAUUGAAAAUUGACUUUUCCCUUCUGUACACUCUUUGAGCAACUGCAUAUUAGAUGCAACAAGGCCAGACACGACUUUAAAGAGAUGGCUGGUGCAGACAUGCUGAAGUUAAACAGACAAAUACCACAGUUUAAAAAAAAAUAUCGCCUCACAUACAAACAGUAAGCCAUCCCAGAUCAGUUGGAUUUUGCACAGGAUUAAAAAGUCAUCACUCAUGCUGUCUUAUCUGAGCAACCGCAAAUGUUCCUAACCCGCCACAUGUCCUAGAUUGAAAGGCAUGUGUCUUUUUAAAAGGAAUGAUCAAGAAACGCUGAAAAUCCCAGUCAGCACUAAUUUUUAAUGAUGAAACGAAAACUAGGCACAAGAUCUUGCAAAUUGACAGCUGAAAUACCUCUGAUCUGCCAAUGAAGUUCAGUGGUAAGAAACUUCACGUCUUUUCUUGGGUCUAAACGCGUGACUUCAGUCAGCUAACUCUGAAUCACAGCCCUUGAAAAAUUUCAUAUUUUGGCUGCAGCACUGCAUAUUUGUGUUGAUAUGACCAAUCCUAUUGUCUGUUUGAAGACUGCUUAGGGAUUUCUGGACUCACUCUCUGUCUAGCCAAGCAAACAGGGGCUAAGGUAGAAGAUUUGCCGUGGGUAGAUUCAAUAAAAGUUUCAGAUUUUUUAUUUAUUUUUUUUUUUCCCGCUCCGUGUCUCCAGACAUGCAAGACAGGAGCGCUGUCUUUUAAGAAAGUUUUAAUUUAAGAGAAGAUGACUGAGCUUGUAUUGCACCUACCCUGUAUUGAUUUUCGGUGUUUUGUGACAUUUGUUCGAUAUGCAUUGGAGUGUACAAGAGAUUAUUUUGGAUGUAAACUUGAGUUAGACAUGAGAAAAUCAAACCUUUGUCUCAACUGCCAGGGGAUUAUCAUAGCAGACGCAUGAAGUAGUCUCAUGAUCUGUUGAAAUUUUCAUUUUGGAUGACUGACAUUAAUUCUGCCCUUUGCCUAGUUACAAGUUCACAGGGCUCUCUUGAUAAUGGAUUGUUCCAAAGUGGAGGGGAAUUAACAAUAUUUGACUCCCUGCAGUGUAAAGGAUUGUUGGUUCAUAUGUGUUUUCUUUAUGAAAAGUGUGUGCUCAUAUUUAAGACUGACAAUAAUAAAAUGUUGUAUCUUAAUGUCA
This is a messenger RNA of Myripristis murdjan (pinecone soldierfish), 7730 nucleotides long. RefSeq names its product neurotrimin (gene ntm). The record is from RefSeq and is a predicted model, not a curated record. The coding region runs from base 564 to 1712 and encodes 382 amino acids. NCBI's taxonomy places the organism in Eukaryota, Metazoa, Chordata, Actinopteri, Holocentriformes, Holocentridae. The transcript has 9 exons.